This is a messenger RNA of Galeopterus variegatus (Sunda flying lemur), 801 nucleotides long. It is a transcript of the gene CTRC, whose product is annotated as chymotrypsin C (caldecrin). Gene Ontology annotation, biological process: proteolysis. The record is from RefSeq and is a predicted model, not a curated record. Lineage: Eukaryota; Metazoa; Chordata; Mammalia; Dermoptera; Cynocephalidae. Gene Ontology annotation, molecular function: serine-type endopeptidase activity.
AUGUUGGGCAUCACAGCCCUUGUCACGUUCCUGGCCUGCGCCUCAAGCUGUGGGGUCCCCAGCGUCCUGCCCAACCUGUCAGCCCGAGUGGUGGGCCAAGACAAUGCCAAGCCCCACAGCUGGCCUUGGCAGAUCUCCCUCCAGUACCUCAAUGAUGACAAAUGGAAGCUCACAUGUGGCGGAACCUUGAUCACCAACAGCUUCGUCCUCACUGCUGCCCACUGCAUCAGCAACACUCGGACCUACCGUGUGGCCCUGGGGAAGAAGAACCUGGUGGAAGAUGAGGAAGGCUCCCUGCUCAUGGGUGUGGACACCAUCUAUGUCCACGAGAAGUGGAACUCCUUGCUGGUGCGCAAUGACGUUGCACUCAUCAAGCUUGCGGAGCCUGUGGAGCUGAGUGACACCAUCCAGGUGGCCUGCCUGCCGGAGGAGGGCUCCUUGCUGCCUCAGAACUACCCCCGCUAUGUCACUGGCUGGGGCCUCCUCUGGACCAAUGGCCAUGCUGAUGAGUUGCAGCAGGGCCUGAAGCCUGUGGUGGAUCAUGCCACAUGCACCAAGAGUGACUGGUGGGGCUUCAUGGUGACGGACAAGAUGGUGCGUGCCGGGGGUGAUGGUGUCACCUCAGCCUGCAAUGGGGACUCGGGCGGCCCUCUGAACUGCCAGGCCGAGGACGGCUCCUGGGAGGUGCAUGGCAUCGUCAGCUUUGGCUCCAGCCUGGGCUGCAACACCUUCAAGAAGCCCACAGUCUUCACCCGCGUGUCCACCUACAUCGACUGGAUCAAGAAGAAAAUGAAGCUGUGA